This is a messenger RNA of Drosophila kikkawai, 435 nucleotides long. RefSeq names its product Cuticular protein 5C (gene Cpr5C). Gene Ontology annotation, cellular component: extracellular matrix. Lineage: Eukaryota; Metazoa; Arthropoda; Insecta; Diptera; Drosophilidae. The record is from RefSeq and is a predicted model, not a curated record.
AUGGCAUUUAAGUUCUUGGCUCUCCUGGCUCUAGUUGCCGCCGCCAGCGCUGGUGUCCUGCCCGCCGCUCAGGUGUACCAUGCAGCUCCCGUUUCCGUUCCCGUGGCCGCUGCUGUGGUCAAAACGGUGGCCCAUCCUGUCCUGGCCAAGGCCGAUGAGGAGUACGACCCUCAUCCGCAGUACAAGUUCGCCUACGAUGUACAGGACUCGCUGUCCGGUGACUCCAAGAGCCAGGUGGAGGAGCGUGACGGCGAUGUGGUCCGCGGCGAGUAUUCCCUGAUCGAUGCCGAUGGCUUCAAGCGUAUUGUGCAGUACACCUCGGAUCCGGUUAAUGGUUUCAAUGCCGUGGUCAACAGGGAGCGCCUGGUGGCCAAGGCCAUUGUCAAGGCCGUUGCCCCGGUGGCCUAUGCCGCCGCCCCCGUCUAUCAUCACUGA